Molecule: messenger RNA, 525 nt
Organism: Arxiozyma heterogenica
Lineage: Eukaryota; Fungi; Ascomycota; Saccharomycetes; Saccharomycetales; Saccharomycetaceae
Exons: 1
Coding region: 1-525 (174 amino acids)
Cellular component (GO): outer membrane
Source: RefSeq, a predicted model, not a curated record
AUGUCUGCAAAAGAUUUCUAUAACGAAGCUAGUCAAGAUCCGCAGACUCGAAAAACAUAUAAUUAUAAUGGAAACCAUGUUUAUCCAUCUACACAAUAUCAAACAGCGAAUUCUAAUGUUAAUGCUAAUGGUAAUGAAAGCCAAGACAGGGGACUACUAAGUACCGUAGUCGGUGGUGCCGGUGGCUACUAUGCAGCAUCAAAAUUAUCAGAUAACCACUCGAAAUUAUCCGGCAUAUUAGGCGCAGUAGGUGGUGCAUUGCUAGCUAAUAAAUUAUCUGACAAGUUUGAACACAAACAUAGCCAUAAUCAUCAGGGAGGCCCACCAAAUGGUGGGUUCAAUAACGGAUUGCAUAAUCACCACCAUGGCAAUCAUGGUGGACCACCACCACCACCACAAAAUAAUAAUGGGUUUCCAUUUAGAGGCAAUGGUGAACCACCUUUUAAUCAUGAUAAUCCUAAUGGACAUUUUGUGUUCAAUCAAGGUUCACCACCACCACCACAAGGUCCAGAUUCAAGAUGGUAA